Molecule: messenger RNA, 616 nt
Organism: Drosophila mauritiana
Lineage: Eukaryota; Metazoa; Arthropoda; Insecta; Diptera; Drosophilidae
Product: calsequestrin-1
Exons: 1
Coding region: 79-534 (151 amino acids)
Source: RefSeq, a predicted model, not a curated record
UUGUUGUUAGGUUUAAAACUUUGGAAUUCAUAAUUUUCGAAAAGGAAAUUAUUUGAUUAGAUUUUGGCAGGGUUUGAAAUGAGCAACAAGAAAUCAAAAUUGGUGCAAUCACUGGAGGAGUCGACGCCGCCCAUCGAUGAAGAGGACGUCAUCCGCUUGAUUGCUGACCAAAUUCGCCAGCCUACGAGCGAUCCAGUAGAUAUUAAUUUAAGCAACAAGGAGAAUCUAAGCAUUCUGCAUCUCGAGGAUGCCUUUAAAUUCCAAAAUUCGAUGCGGAGCUUUCACGUGUCGCCCACUGCAGAAUCUUUAAACGAAGUCAUGCCCGUGAAAGACGAGGAUCUGGGCGAGAUGCUGGAUGCCCUGACCGAGGUGAUCCUUGGUGAGGAUGACGAUGAGGACGAUGGCGAUGAUGAUGAAUAUGAAGAAGAAGAGGAAGACGGUGACGACGAAGAGAAUGAAUUCGAUGAAAAGGACGCGGAUGAUGUCGACGAAAAUGCUCCAAAAACGAACUUAAAUUCAGGCUGGAUAUUUUAAAAAACUGAUUUUCAGAUGCAAAAAAAUAAUUAAAUUUUCCGUUUAAUAUUAUUCACAGUAUAUUACUGGUUAUAUCUGCAAU